CUGCAAGAAUACCGUUCUAAGUACAUGAAUUUAAUGCUCUCGGUGGCUUCAAAAAUCAUAUUUGAAGCACGAAGCCGCGUGAGCUUACAACAAUUAAGGAUUUGGGAGGAAGAAGUAACACUGUUUUGGAACAUGGAUUAA
This is a messenger RNA of Thelazia callipaeda (thelaziosis nematode), 141 nucleotides long. The record is from the annotation of a GenBank genome assembly. NCBI's taxonomy places the organism in Eukaryota, Metazoa, Nematoda, Chromadorea, Rhabditida, Thelaziidae.